AUGACUGUGCCAUAUCCGCUGUCCAACAACUCCCAACACGGCGAAGAGGUCGAGUCACUGCCGGAGCGACCGGUCAAGCGGGCGAAAACUCAUCUACUCGAUGCAAAAGAAGAUUCAACCCUGGUGCGUCGGCAUCCGCUGGGUGUCAGGCCGUCUGGAAAUGCCUUGACUUCGAACGUCAACCUCAAGGCCUCGACUGGUCACUUUGCAGCACUGCCUGACGAGCUGAUUGCUCAGAUCCUUGAGAUCUUUCAGCCACAGGACCUGCUCAGGCUUGGAGGCACAUGUAGAGCUCUGCAUGCGUUCACCAGGAACGAAGAGCUGUGGAGGACGUUGUUUGUAGAGUCAUCUCCUCAACAUUUCUCUUGGCAGGGCACAUGGCGCUCUACGUAUCUGUCGCAGUCAUCAGAGAAGGAGCCACGAGUCGAUUGCUCAGACUUGUUCUCUGAUGUGCUGCAUCGUCCAUUCUACUGCGCUCACGUGCCUUUGCACCCUUUUGCAGAGUUCAUCCCUAAAGCCAAUGAAAUAUCAAGACUGGAAGACCUCUCGUAUGAUCACUUCGCAGCGGAUUGGUACCAUCAGCCAUUCAUCCUCACCAAGCCCGUCAAGCAAUGGCCUGUCUACAAUACCUGGUCCACAGAACGCCUGCUGGAGAAAUACGCAGACGUGCCGUUCCGAGCAGAAGCGGUAGACUGGCCACUGAGGACCUACAUGGAGUACAUGAACAACAGUCGGGACGAAAGCCCUCUUUACCUCUUCGACCGAGCCUUCGCCAAGAAGAUGAACUUGACAGUCACCUCGAAACCAUCAGAAGAAGCAGAUUACUGGCCACCGACCACAUACGGCCCAGACGCCUUCUCAGUCCUUGGCGACCAACGACCAGACCACCGCUGGCUUAUCGUAGGGCCCGACCGCAGUGGUUCCACAUUCCACAAAGACCCUAACGCGACCAGUGCAUGGAAUGCCGUGCUGAAAGGCAGCAAGUACUGGAUCAUGUUCCCCUCCUCGCCAUCACUUCCACCGCCUCCUGGCGUCUUUGUGUCGGAAGAUCAAAGUGAAGUCACCAGCCCUCUCAGCAUUGCAGAGUGGCUUCUUGGCUUCCACGCGGAAGCACGAAAGACUCCUGGCUGUAAAGAAGGUAUCUGUGGCGAGGGCGAGGUGCUGUAUGUGCCAAGCGGCUGGUAUCACUUGGUACUCAACCUCGAAGCGAGCAUUGCCAUCACGCAGAAUCUUGUGCCAAGGAGUAUGGUCGGUGCUGUGCUGCACUUUCUCCGGGACUUCCCGCAGAACAUCAGUGGGUUCAGUGAUGCUGUGAAGGAUCCGUAUGGUUUGUUCGUCGACAGGCUGAAGGAGCAGGACCCAGAAUUGCUUGAGGAAGGAAUGAAAGAGCUGGAACGCUUAAGCAAGAUCGGUAAAGGCUGGGAAGAGCUCACCAAAGGCGGUGCCGAUGAUGAACAUAACGUUGGAGGUGGCUUCUCUUUCGGCUUCGGGGGCGGAGACAGUGAUGAGGAGAUACCGUAG
Molecule: messenger RNA, 1521 nt
Organism: Fulvia fulva
Lineage: Eukaryota; Fungi; Ascomycota; Dothideomycetes; Mycosphaerellales; Mycosphaerellaceae
Product: F-box protein
Exons: 2
Coding region: 1-1521 (506 amino acids)
Cellular component (GO): nucleus
Molecular function (GO): protein binding; cis-regulatory region sequence-specific DNA binding
Source: RefSeq, a predicted model, not a curated record